Paramecium octaurelia is the source of this 758-nucleotide messenger RNA. NCBI's taxonomy places the organism in Eukaryota, Ciliophora, Oligohymenophorea, Peniculida, Parameciidae. The record is from the annotation of a GenBank genome assembly.
AAUAAAUAAUGCAAGCUUCAUAGGAGUCAAUUUAAAUUAAAUUGGUUGUAGUAGGAGAUGGAAGUGUUGGUAAGACAUGCAUACUUCUGAGGUAAGAAUAAAUAGUAAGAGAAUAGUUACACAACAGAUAAAUUUCCCACAGAAUAUGUUCCUACAGUAUUUGAUAAUUACACUACACAAUUAACUGUCGACAAUUAGAUGGUAAAUUUGAGUUUAUGGGACACAGCAGGUCAAGAAACAUACAAUAGACUAAGAACUUUAUCAUAUGGAUCAGCAGAUAUAUUCCUCAUAGUAUUUUCUGUGGCAGAUAGCAGUUCAUUUGAUAAUGUUUUGUCAAAGGUAAUAUGAUCUAAUGAUUUUAAAGUGGUAUCCUGAGUUAAAUCAAGACGAAUUAUAAAAAGUCCCAAAAAUCAUUGUUGGUAAUAAAAUAGAUAUGAGAGAAGAGAGCAAUAGCAAACACAUUAAAAAGGAAUCUGUAAUGAUACAUUAUUUAUUUGUAGGCUAUAUAAGUCUUAUCUAAUCAAAACCUUGAAUAUUUUGAAUGUUCUGCAUUAACAUAGGAAGGCUUGAAGAUUGUAUUCGAUGAAGCUGUGAAAAAAGCAUUGCAAGCCAAAUCUGCGAAUAAAGCACCAAAUAAGACAGGAAAUUAAAAAUAGGAGAUAAGUAGUGGAACCCAAAAGAAGGAGGAACCAUGUUGUAGCAUUUAUUGAAAAUUUGAUUUACAUAAGUGAUAUCAUCCAUAUUUAAAUGAAAAAUAA